UCCCAGAAGUCUUCGUUCCUCAGCUGCGGAACCUAUGGGCUUGGGAAUAGCAGCACCGGACCGCGUGCGGGCGGCUGGACAUGGCUUUCUCGAUCAGAUCGGUGGGUCGCCUGUUGAGCCCCGUCAGUAGGUCAGCGGCGCUACUGCGUGGCAGGUGGCUCCAGCCCCGGGCCUGGCUGGGGCUCCCCGACGCCUGGGGACUCCCCGGCGUGCAGCAGACCCGGGGCAAGGCGCGCGGGAACGAGUAUCAGCCGAGCAACACCAAGCGCAGGAACAAGCAUGGUUGGAUCCGGCGCUUGAGCACGCCAGGCGGCGUCCAGGUCAUUCUUCGCCGCAUGCACAAGGGUCGAAAAUCGUUGAGCCAUUGAGCGCGACGCUGCAGGCUGGACCCCCCCCCCCCCCCAUUUUAAAGCAUUUCCCUUGCUUAGCCUGCGGCUGUUUUUGUGCAGAGCUGGGGAGCAGGGACGACUGAGACUCGGACGGAUGUGAAUCCUCAAAUUUCGGUGUUGGCCCAAGGGAAGAAGUCUGGGAUUGGACUGAAAGAGGGAGUGGAAGUCAGACUUUGCCAAGUACCUUUUUACGCUUUUGAAUUAGGAAGAAUUUUGAACAUAUGCAACAGUCCACAGAAUCGUACAGUGAACGCCCUUGUAACCCAGUACAUAGCUCUACCCACAACCCAUCCUACCCUCUCCUGAGGUGCAUUAGGCAUCAGGUUAUUUCUUCUGUAAAUAUUUCAGAACUCCCCUCUCUAAGAUAAGGGCUCUUUAAUACAUAUUAACAAAACUUUUCACAGAUUAAAAAAAAAAGCCAAUAGUUCCUUCAUGUUGUUAAAAGUCUAAUAAAUGUUCAAAUUUUCACUUGUCUUAUAAAAUGUCAAUUCUCACAGUUCUAGGAAGGCUUGUGGAGAGGUGGGAGGGGUUUGAAUCCUCCACCUGUUUCUUGGGGAUGGCCUCUGUGACCUUGAGCAAGACCUUAGCCCUCUGAGGUUCUGUUUUGAUCCUAUAAAAUGAGACUUCCCUGGGGGUCCAGUGGUUAAAACUCCGCGCUUCCACUGCAGGGGGCGGGGGUUUCAUCCCUGGUUGAGGAACUAGGAUC
Molecule: messenger RNA, 1095 nt
Organism: Hippopotamus amphibius kiboko
Lineage: Eukaryota; Metazoa; Chordata; Mammalia; Artiodactyla; Hippopotamidae
Gene: MRPL34
Product: mitochondrial ribosomal protein L34
Exons: 2
Coding region: 81-368 (95 amino acids)
Biological process (GO): translation
Cellular component (GO): ribosome; mitochondrial large ribosomal subunit
Molecular function (GO): structural constituent of ribosome
Source: RefSeq, a predicted model, not a curated record